This is a messenger RNA of Rhodofomes roseus, 1044 nucleotides long. RefSeq names its product chaperonin 10-like protein. Lineage: Eukaryota; Fungi; Basidiomycota; Agaricomycetes; Polyporales; Fomitopsidaceae. The transcript has 5 exons. Bases 1 to 1044 code for a protein of 347 amino acids. The record is from RefSeq and is a predicted model, not a curated record. Gene Ontology annotation, molecular function: oxidoreductase activity, acting on NAD(P)H.
AUGACAGAACAGAAGGCACUCUACCUGACCUCCAAACACGGACAGUUCGAAGUCGGAACCGCCCCUAUUCACAAGCCUGGCCCCGGGCAGCUCGUAGUCAAGAUCGAAGCGGCUGCACUCAACCCGAUUGACUGGAGGGUCCAGGCUUGGGGGAUCCUCGUCGAGAAGUUCCCCGCGAUCCUCGGUGAGGACCUUUCCGGGACCGUCUACGAGGUCGGAGAGGGCGUCAAGGACUUCAAGAAGGGCGACAGGAUUCUCAUGUGCGCACCUGUCGGCGCGGGCGAGCAAGCGGGCUUCCAACAGUAUGCGAUUGCAUCUCCAGAGUUGACGGCCAAGAUUCCCGACAAUGUGUCCUUCGAGGGGGGAGCCACCAUACCCCUCGGACUUGCAACCGCCGUACUUGGUCUCUAUGAUCACGAAGACGGGGCCAUCGGGAACUGUGGCCUCUACCCGCCCUGGGAGGAAGGAGGGCGCGGCAAGUAUAAGGGACAGUCCAUCCUCAUCUUCGGCGGUGCUAGCUCUGUCGGUCAAUUCGCGAUUCAACUCGCCAAACUCUCCGGGUUCGGACCCAUCAUCACGACAGCAUCUCUUCGCCACACUGAGUGGCUCCAGAAGCUAGGCGCGACGCACGUUCUCGACCGGAACCUCCCGUUGGACGGUCUCGCGGAGGAAUUGAAGGGCAUCACUGUCGAGCCGUUCAAGGUUAUCUACGACGCCGUCGCCUCGCCCGAGACGCAGAACUUCGCGUACGGAAUCCUCGCACCUGGCGGCGCGCUCGCCGUGGUGAUGCCUGUGGCGGUCAAGGAGGAGCUAAAGGUUCCGGACAAGAAGGCGUACUGGAUGAUCGCAAACUUCUUCAUGCCGCAGCACAAGAAGCUCGGUGUCAGCCUAUAUUCGAAGUUGCCGGCCUUGCUCAAGGAAGGCGCGAUCAAGCCCAACCCUGUGGAGGUCAUUCCGGAUGGAAUAGGGGGUAUAGUGGUAGGACUGCAGAAGCUGAGCAAGGGCGUCAGCUGCGUAAAGCUCGUAGUAAAUCCCCAGGAGUAA